This is a messenger RNA of Seminavis robusta, 1317 nucleotides long. The record is from the annotation of a GenBank genome assembly. NCBI's taxonomy places the organism in Eukaryota, Bacillariophyta, Bacillariophyceae, Naviculales, Naviculaceae.
AUGCAGUUUAGGCCCUCGGGAGAUGCAAAGAUGAAACUAUUCAAUGAAACCACGAAGAUGCUCCUGAUCAUUGCAGCGCUUGGCAAUGGCAGCAGGGCUCAAGACAAUGUGACUUCAUCGAAUGCUUCAGCAGUGUCUGAAGCUGGAAAAGGUGGUGUCGAGGCUGAUAGGGCGAAUCGGGUGAAUUCGCCACGCUUGGGCGUCUUUGGGGGUGAGGUGGAUGACGUGGCCCCGGGACAUCCUCCUGCUGGCUCCCCAUCAAUCGGCAAUCGGUGCGUGAUCUUGGGAAGAAUAUUCAAUGUUCUCGUUGAGAUCAUCUUCAAAGAUCAGGCAUACUACGUUGGACCUUUUUAUGAUGCCGCUUGCGAGGAUCUCGCAGGUGUGAAAUACGCCGAGAUCGUGUAUACCUCAGGUAACACCAACUAUCUCAGCACUGAACAAAUGUCUUUUGCCUGCAGAGGCAUCACCACGCUCUACGACUCCUACUUCUUCGCAGUGCAGUUCGCUGUUGUCAUGCUUGUCGCAGGCAUCUUUGCUGCCGAGCUCUGGCUCUGGGCUACUGGCUUGCAGCACAGCCAGCAAACAGUUAGCUUGGCCCAGACCAGUAUCCAAAUUCCAUCAGUCGGUGGCAUGGAAGACAAGCGGCCUUUGAUGGUCAUCUGCAACUUGAAUGAAGAGUUGCCCAUCACGUUAGUCCAAAAGGAAGCAAUAGCUACCGAUGCUGUGAAGAUGCGCUUUAGUCUCCCUGACGUCAAUUCUGGUUUGCUCAUUCCGCUACUUGGGCACGUAAGCCUUCGAAAGGCAGACAUGAUCAGGCCACGACCCUACUCUCCAGUCAUCUCACUUGAAGCUGGAUUCGUCACGUUCAUUGUUCGACAUUCUCCUCGAGGACUUCUGUCUACAUACAUGGUCCAACAGAUGAAAGAGGGCCAGUCUCUGUUGCUCAGUGGUCCAAUGGCUCCAGUCAUUGCGCCCUCACUACAGCACGCCAAGAACCUUCUCUUGAUUGCUGGGGGAACUGGUAUUGCACCAUUUUACUCUCUCGUUGAAACCACGGAGGCCAAAUGCCACGUCUUAAUGGCUGAAAAAGACCAAAGUCGCACCAUUGGUAUCCAGCCUAUGAAUGAAAACGUUACUUCCGAGGUCUGCAUUGGUCGCAAGAGUCUUCAUCAGCGACUGGACACUCUCCUUGGCAUGGAAAGCGAAGUGCCAACCGUUUGCGUCAUUUGUGGCCCACCCGCCUUCAACAUUGCCGUCAAGAACAAAAUCCGCAGGAAAGGCAUUCCAAGUUUUGCCAUUGGAACGGAUGAUCGAUGA